Molecule: messenger RNA, 1339 nt
Organism: Haliotis rubra (blacklip abalone)
Lineage: Eukaryota; Metazoa; Mollusca; Gastropoda; Lepetellida; Haliotidae
Product: myosin light chain kinase, smooth muscle-like
Exons: 5
Coding region: 1-1200 (399 amino acids)
Source: RefSeq, a predicted model, not a curated record
AUGGCCAAGGUGCCAAAACUUCAGCGCCCAUCAGACUUCGCUGCAAUGCCUGCUCCAGUUCCAGAACAGGAACAGCAGAUGUUCCAUGACCAGAUUGACAUGCAGAUCGAGGGCGAGCAGGAGCUGCCAUCAUUUGAGAAGAGAAUUGCUCUGUUCAGUGAAGAACAGCAAGCUCCACCACUGCCAACCUCAGAAAUUCCAAAGAAACCUAUUCAGACUGGCAAAGAAAGGCCAUCAUUUGUAGCACCUUUGAAGAACACAGAAGCCAGACAAGGUCAGAAGGUUGUGUUUGAAGUCAGAGUUGAUGGCAGGCCUGAACCAAUAGUGAAAUGGUACAGGGAAGACGCAUUGAUCGAGACGAGCCCUGAUUACGAGAUUACCUCAAGUAAUGGAGUACAUAGACUCACCAUCCAUGAAGUGUUCCCAGAGGAUUCAGGCAAAUUCACCUGCAUUGCUACCAAUGCUGAUGGAACGACAACCACAGAGUCUCGCCUCCAUGUUGAAGCUGCACCAGAACCCAUGGAGGUGACGCCUGCUCCAAGAGCUCCAGUCUAUGCACCACCUCCUCCUGUUACUCCCACCAAAGCAGCACCACCUGAGGUGGCUCCAAAACCAGCACAGAAGGCACCUCUGUGGCAACCUCCACCUCCGCCCGUUCCACCAGCAAACAUCCCGCCAUCAUUUGUCCAGCGACUCAAUGAUGUGCGUCUGGUGGAAGGAACUAACACCAAGUUGGAGUGCCGUGUGCUGGGCAAGCCCUUCCCACAAGUGUCAUGGAAGAAGGAUGGCAUGCCAGUGUAUGAAGGCCCAAGACACAAGAUGAUCAACGAUGAAAGAACAGGGCGUUGUACCCUCCUGAUCUCUAAGAGUUUCUCGGAUGAUGAAGGCGAGUACACCUGCACUGCUACCAACCCUGCUGGGGAGGUAUCCACUACUGCUAGGCUGCUGCCAGAAGGACCUCGCUUCAAGGAGGUGCCCACUGAUGUUCAGCCAAGCCCUGUCCAGGAGAUGGUGCUGGCUGCAGAUCAAGCUGCUCCUCGUGCCGAGAAAGACAGGGAGUUCUACAUCCCUCCCGGCAACGGCAGCUGGACCGUAGAGCCAUCGAGAGACUUACUUCAGAACCUGAGGAUGAACCAAUGCCCUAUGAAAGAAGAGUCAGCGAAGCUGAUUUCAAAGUUUCCUCAUUUGAGAGACGUCUAAUGACUGAGAUCGAGUACCGCGAGGGAAAGAUCCGCUUCAACAGUGAGACAGAGACCGAGUAUGACACAGACCAGCCAGAGGACAGAGUCGGGGCCAGCACAGACCAUGGCUCCACAGAUCUCACAGACCCUUAAGGACU